Ostertagia ostertagi is the source of this 381-nucleotide messenger RNA. The record is from the annotation of a GenBank genome assembly. Lineage: Eukaryota; Metazoa; Nematoda; Chromadorea; Rhabditida; Trichostrongylidae.
UCUUCCCGUUCCCUAAUUGCUGUGCUCAUCAACUUUUCGUCUCAGUAUCCCGCGAAAGUGAUCAUCAAAUCGUUCACGACGUCAUCUGACGAGGCGAAUGUGGCGGUGCGAGCGCUGCAAUUUGCUGCCGAUGAGAUUAAUGCUGGAAAUGAGGUCCCAUUUAGGCUCUCCUACGACCACUACGACGUGGAUCCGGGGUCUUCUGAGGGAUGGAACGUGGUGAAUACAGUGUGCCGAGAGUUGAAGGAAGGUGGAAUGACACUGAUCAGCAUCGACAGUGGACGUGGAAACGAAGCGAUGCGAGGCCUUGCCGACACCCUUGAAAUGCCGCUGAUCUCGCUUACUGCACCGCUCUAUCCACAGGAUCCUCCCAAUUUGUAA